UAGGCGCAUCCUCUGCCCAUACAUGGUAGCGGCUUCCUCCGCUGAGCGGCGCUGCCCUCCCUCCUGCAGCAAUCAAUGAGCGAGCAGUCAGCCUGGAGGAUCAGUCCGUGGCCGGACACAGCGCAGCAUCAACCGGGGCCGCAGCCGGGGGUCCCUACAACAUCUCUGCCCUACCCGCCACCCCGGAUCUGUUCGGAUGUGGCCCCUAACCCCCUGUCUGACCGAGGAUGGGCACAGCUGUGUCCAAGAAGAAGGCGCUGAGGAAUGACACCAUCUCCCAUGUAGCAGCCAAAGUUCGAGCAGCGAGGGCUUUCGGAGAAUAUCUGUCCCAAACUCAUCCCGACAGCCGCAACGGCUCAGACCAUCUCCUUGUCCAGGAGGAUUCCCCGGAAAUGCUCCAAGCCUCUCAGAACAAACGCCGCCUCUCAGCCAUAUCUGACAGCAAGUUAGAACGAAGCUUUUCAGAGGAACGUGGAGAGAAGGUGCCCAGCGAGGGCCCCAAACCUCGUGUUUACACCAUCUCUGGAGAAAGGCCCAUGUUGUCCGACCACGAGAGUGAUAGCAUGGAGCUGGUGGUGAUGAAGCCAGACCAGGACGAGAGACAGCACCAUCACUCCCAUCAUUACAGUCACCUUCACCAGCCCCUGCAAAACUCAGGCAGCUCCCACAAUAUCACCAGGCCUUCUAAAAGUUGGUCAGGCAGCCGGCAAAAUUCCAAGGAAUGCCCGAACUGUGCCAAGCUCACGGUGUCAGCCCAGCACUCGUUUGAUCUAGAGCAGCACCAAGCCAGCGAAUCUGGUUGGCGCAGGAAAAAGCUGGAACGCAUGUACAGUAUCGACAGAGUAUCUGAUGAUGUCCCUAUACGGACUUGGUUUCCUAAGGAAAAUCUAUUCACCUUUCAGACUGCCACCACAACUAUGCAAGCUAUCUCGGCAUUCCGAGGCUAUGCCGAGAGGAAGAGACGGAAGCGAGAGAAUGACUCGGCAGCCGUUAUUCAGAGGAAUUUCCGCAAGCAUUUACGGAUGGUCGGAAGCCGCAGAAUGAAAGCUCAGUCUUUUGCUGACCGCCGAGAAAGGAGCUUCAGCCGGUCCUGGAGCGACCCUACCCCAGUCAAAGCAGACUCCAUCCAUGAUUCCAAAGAAAGCCAUGACCUGCAAAAUUCCUGCACAGCUCUGAACGAGUGUGAAGAUUUGAACUGGGAGGCCGAGAGAGAAAUGGAAAUUAUGUCCUGUGAAGGAGAAGAUUUUAUUCCACCCAAGAUCAUGCUAAUAUCAUCCAAAGUUCCCAAAGCAGAAUAUAUUCCAACCAUAAUAAGAAGAGAUGACCCUUCCAUCAUCCCAAUUCUCUAUGAUCAUGAACAUGCAACGUUUGAUGACAUCUUGGAGGAGAUUGAGAAGAAGCUGAAUGUAUACAGGAAGGGCUGCAAAAUACGAGAGAUGCUCAUUUUCUGCCAGNNNGGACCUGGCUACCUUUACCUGUUAAAAAAUAAAGUCGCUACUUUUGCCAAAGUGGAGAAGGAGGAGGAUCUUAUUCUAUUCUGGAGAAAACUUAGCAAGCUGAUGAGUAAAAUCAACCCAGAACCGAAUAUAAUCCAUAUCAUGGGGUGCUACGUCUUGGGGAACCCUAAUGGUGAAAAGCUUUUCCAGAAUCUUAAGAAUCUGAUGAGUCCACACCAGAUUGAGUUCAAGUCUCCUCUUGAACUGUCUGCACAAGGAAAGCAAUUGAUUGAAACCUAUUUUGACUUUCGAUUAUAUCGCCUCUGGAAGACCCGCCAGCACUCCAAGUUGCUGGAUUACGACGACAUCUUAUGAGCCCAGUCAAAGGCCAUUUUAGGAGUACGUUUUUGCUGCUUCCCAGGGGGCUGUCAGUCUGCUGGGACCUCCCGCAAUGGAAAGCCAGGGACCAGAGUAUGGAGAUGGAAAAUGAGAAGGAACAGUCCGCUGGCACUUUUUGCGGUUGUUUUACCUUGAACAUGAGCCGGCCAGUGGCUUGACGGGCCAGAGUCCGAAGACAGAACGUAGAGUGAAAGAGGAUGACGUGUCUUCAUGCUGAGCUUCAUCAAUUCAGGGCAAAAACAUACAAAACAGAGAAUCAUCGGGUCCGCUAUCCAAAAGGUCCUUGUAAGACUUCAGCUCAGGUUUUACUAUGAAAAUAAUGUUAACUAUUCUUGCACUAGAGAGCAAGGAUCCCGACAAGCCUUCAAAAACCACAGCAAACUUUUUUUGUAGCAAACCCAGGUGACCUUUAUUUCCUUAAGGCGGAGGAUGAC
This is a messenger RNA of Nanorana parkeri, 2269 nucleotides long. RefSeq names its product NMDA receptor synaptonuclear signaling and neuronal migration factor (gene NSMF). The record is from RefSeq and is a predicted model, not a curated record. The transcript is spliced from 16 exons. NCBI's taxonomy places the organism in Eukaryota, Metazoa, Chordata, Amphibia, Anura, Dicroglossidae. Bases 228 to 1811 code for a protein of 527 amino acids. Gene Ontology annotation, cellular component: nucleus; cytoplasm. Gene Ontology annotation, biological process: regulation of neuronal synaptic plasticity; positive regulation of neuron migration.